This is a messenger RNA of Lolium perenne, 432 nucleotides long. RefSeq lists its product as uncharacterized. The record is from RefSeq and is a predicted model, not a curated record. NCBI's taxonomy places the organism in Eukaryota, Viridiplantae, Streptophyta, Magnoliopsida, Poales, Poaceae.
AUGGGGAUUACCAUGAAGAUGCUAGAAGACUCUGAUACAUGUUUUCACGGCAUCCUUCCUACUUUACCGGCAUAUUCUCUCGGCAAGGCCUCUCUGAAUGUUGUCUUUGGUAAACCCGAUAAUUUCAGGAAAGAAAGGAUCGAGUUUGAAGUAGUCAAUUGGGAAUCGCAGUACCAUGCUAUACUUGGUAGACCAGCAUACGCCAAGUUUAUGUCUGUGCCACAUUAUGCGUAUCUCCAGCUCAAGAUGCCAGGCAACAAUGGAACAAACAUCACAGUACAUGGAAGUUUCUCUCGUUCAGAUAAUUGUGAUCGCGAGUUUCAAAGGAUUGCUGCAAAAUUUGUAAUGAAACAGGAAGUUAUCGACUACCCGUCCAAGCAAUUGACCUCUCAUGAAGAUGACAAGGUCAAGAAGUCGAAAAAAACCAAAUGA